Aureobasidium vineae is the source of this 768-nucleotide messenger RNA. The record is from the annotation of a GenBank genome assembly. Lineage: Eukaryota; Fungi; Ascomycota; Dothideomycetes; Dothideales; Saccotheciaceae.
ACCAAGAAUUCUCCUGCGACUGGAAUCCUCCAGACGGCACGACAGAGAGUCGAGUACAUCCUUGCCCGUUCCUCCUACUUCAUAUCCAUUCGCAGCCGCAUCCAUUUGCAGAACAGCACAGACCCUUUGAACAGAACGUCAACGUCAACGUCCAUCUCGUGUCCAGCAUCCAAGUCUAGACGUCACGACCCAGCGCCAUGCCCGAACGCAAGUCUCCCUCCUGGUCCUGACCAGCAUGAUAGCUCUCGACUGACUCGAAUGCGCCAAACAGAGAACCCCCUCUUAGCCCAGGUCCCACUGACCGUCUCUCCCUUCAUCACAUUACCAAAAGCCCCGACAUUACCGCACAACUACGCCAGCCUGCCCUCCACACUCCCACCCUCCAUCCUCAACUCAGACACCGAUGACCCCUCCGCACCCCCAGCAUACGUGACCUCAGGCACCGGCUUCCGCGCCCACCCCUCCACCAUCAUCGCGCAAAACAAAGCUCUCCGCGAGCAACUCAACACUGGUGCCUUGGAAGCCAGGACCAAAGUCCGCGACUGGCGUGCCGCAAUUGAUGAACGCGAGUUGGCCGAGAAGAGAAGGAAGGCUCCUGGCUGGUUGGACAGCGAUGCCAAGAUCUUGAGGCCUGCGACUACGGCUCCGCUGCCGGAUACAAAGCCUGGUGCUAGUUUGUUGGAUGCCGAGGAUAACAAUACUGAUGCGUUGAGGCCGCAAGAGUCGAGGAAUGAUAUGGGGUCGCAGAUGGAUCGUGCUUUUGGUUGA